AUGGAUGGAAUUUCAAGAUAUUUUAGACACUUUGUUGCUGGUAUGACAUUCAUUGGAUCUAUCCAAUGUAAUCUUUUAUAUCUUUCAGAUUAUCCAGACGGAUCAAGGGAAUACGUCCCAAAUCCAUCUGAUUAUGGGAUUUUAGACUACAAAGAUGAAGUUUUGCCCACACAAGAUAAAGUAAAAAUACGAAUUUAUGUUUUACAACAAGUUAAUGAACAUAAAGCUCGUAGGCAGCCUACUAUGUUAAUGUUUCAUGGCAAUGCAGGAAACCUUGGUCAUUGUAUACCGAUUGCUGAAAGAUUUUAUAAUGAUUUCAAAUGUAAUGUUGUGAUGUUAUCUUAUAGAGGGUAUGGUCAUAGUGAAGGUUCCCCAACAGAGAAGGGUCUUAAAAUAGAUGCUCAGACAGCGUUAAAUUAUAUUUGUAAUCACCCUGUAUUAAAACAUACAAAAAUUGUUUUAUACGGCCAGUCGCUUGGAGGUGCCGUGGCAAUUGAUCUAUUGGCUGGUAUAAUAGUUGAAAAUACUUUUUUGAGUAUCCCAAAAUUAAUACCUCAUGUAGUUCCUCAACUUCGUCAUUUAUCAUUUUUAUGUACGCAAAAAUGGGAAUCUGAAAAAGCUAUAAAACAUCUAAAAAACAUUCCAAUUUUAUUUCUUUCUGGAACUGAAGAUGAACUUAUUCCAAAAGAACACAUGAAGAAGUUGUAUGAUUCUGUAGAAGGAAAUAGAAAAGAGCUUCGGGAGUUUCCGCAUGGUAAGCAUGGUGAUACUGUCGCUCAGCCGGGUUAUUUUGAUGCUAUUUGGGAAUUCUUGCUGAAAGAGAGACUUCUUGAAUGA
Molecule: messenger RNA, 837 nt
Organism: Dentiscutata erythropus
Lineage: Eukaryota; Fungi; Glomeromycota; Glomeromycetes; Diversisporales; Gigasporaceae
Source: the annotation of a GenBank genome assembly